Molecule: messenger RNA, 684 nt
Organism: Nasonia vitripennis (jewel wasp)
Lineage: Eukaryota; Metazoa; Arthropoda; Insecta; Hymenoptera; Pteromalidae
Exons: 2
Coding region: 1-684 (227 amino acids)
Source: RefSeq, a predicted model, not a curated record
AUGUCCAGGAUUAAGGCGUGCGAUGAGGAUUUGUCAUCUCUGGUGGACAACGUUCGCCAACGUCUCAAUAUUCUUGAGCGCUUGGGAAGAGCGCCUAGCGAAGAUUUAGUUGUUAGGAUAAUAGAGAGGUGUCUACCUCCUGCAGUUUCUAGUAGAUGGCAAGAUAGACUAGAACCCAAUGCUUUCCCUAAGUUGGACGAUCUUCUCAAGUUUAUUGACAAUACAGUGUUCAAACUGCAAUCUCUGCAUGGCACUUCUUCGACUGCUCCCAAUAGCAGAAAACGUUCUGGGGAAGCCGUUCCUCAAUCGCAUUCUAAGAACCCGAAACAGAACGCUCGUUCUCUGGUCACUUCUGGAGUGUCUUCAACUUCUCAAGCUUCUCAAAUCACUUGUCCAAAAUGCAAGGGCGAACACAAUUUAUUCAGAUGUGUUGAUUUUGAGAAGCUGUCCGUUUCAGAACGAUGGAAAUUCGUAAACAGCAAUAAGGUGUGCCGCAAUUGUCUCGGAAAACAUCCUUUUCCAUGCAAGAGUGAACACCGUUGCAAGAAGUGUUCGAAGGCUCAUCACACAAAACUCCACAAUGAUAAGGGUUCUGGAUCGCAGUCGUCGAAGGCGCCAGAGGCGUCAAAGACUUCUGAAUCUUCAACUAAAGAGGUUCCUAAUUCUUCGAAUCCUCAAUCAUGA